This is a messenger RNA of Humulus lupulus (European hop), 1713 nucleotides long. Its product is annotated as UDP-galactose/UDP-glucose transporter 5B-like. Gene Ontology annotation, cellular component: endoplasmic reticulum membrane; Golgi membrane. The record is from RefSeq and is a predicted model, not a curated record. Gene Ontology annotation, biological process: transmembrane transport. Bases 284 to 1321 code for a protein of 345 amino acids. The transcript has 12 exons. Gene Ontology annotation, molecular function: 3'-phosphoadenosine 5'-phosphosulfate transmembrane transporter activity. NCBI's taxonomy places the organism in Eukaryota, Viridiplantae, Streptophyta, Magnoliopsida, Rosales, Cannabaceae.
CCAAAAAAUAUAUAACAUAAUAUUUUCAAAAUUAAAUUAAAUUAUAAUUGGAAGAGAGAAAAAUGCGAGCCGCUCUGAUCACCAAGUAACAACGACUCGCUCUGUCAUCAAUCUCCGAGUCCGAAACCUCCCUCGGAAGCUCUCCUCCAUUCCCACCAUAAUACCUUUGAUCCCCAAUUUUGGUUUAGCUCCGGCCGGUCUGUGCAUCUCUGUUGCUCGAAGACGACAACGCCGUUUUCACCACUGCCCUUUGCUGUAACGAGAUUAUUGGUGGGAAAAGGCUAUGGGUGAGCCUUCGUCGUUGCCCGGUGGUUUCAAAGGGAGCAAGUUAUGGAAAGGGAUUUUUGCUGUGUCCGGCAUAAUGACCACCUUGGUCGCUUAUGGAUUUUUACAGGAGAAGAUUAUGAGAGUUCCAUAUGGUGUAAACAAGGAAUAUUUUAAGUACUCCUUAUUUCUUGUUUUCUGUAAUCGUAUCACAACAUCCGCUGUCUCUGCUUGUUUUUUAUUGGCCAGUAAAAAAGCCUUAGAUCCCGUUGCUCCAGUUUAUAAGUACUGCCUUGUAUCAGUAUCUAACAUAUUAACUACAACAUGCCAAUAUGAGGCCCUCAAAUAUGUCAGUUUCCCUGUUCAGACACUAGCAAAAUGUGCUAAAAUGAUACCUGUUAUGGUAUGGGGCACUAUAAUUAUGCAGAAGAAAUACAAGGGACAAGACUACUUUUUUGCUUUUCUAGUUACAGUGGGUUGUUCAAUAUUUAUUUUAUAUCCGGCAGGAUCUGACAUUAGUCCAUAUGGAAGAGGAAGGGAGAAUACGGUUUGGGGCGUUUCACUGAUGAUGGGUUAUCUCGGGUUUGAUGGCUUCACAAGCACAUUCCAAGAUAAACUCUUUAAAGGCUAUGACAUGGAGAUUCAUAAUCAAAUUUUCUACACAACAAUGUGUUCUUGCGUUCUCAGCUUGAGUGGUCUAAUUUUACAGGGCCAUUUACCGCCGGCAAUAGAAUUCGUCUCUCGCCAUAAUGAUUGUUUCCUUGAUAUUGUGUUGCUGUCGACUGUAGCAACAGCCAGUCAAUUUUUUAUUUCUUACACAAUCCGAACAUUUGGUGCUCUCACAUUUGCCACAAUAAUGACCACAAGACAGUUGGUGAGCAUUUUGCUGUCAUGCUUGUGGUUUUCCCACCCUCUUAGCUGGGAACAAUUCAUUGGAGCAGUCAUCGUCUUUGGUUCCCUAUAUGCCAAAAGCUUCUUGAGAAAAACUCCACAGAAACCUCCACCUUCAGAUGAAAGGAUAAAUGAAGUUUCUAUUCCUGUGAAGGAGAACCCUUGACAAGUUUCAGGUUCCAUUUGCUGUUGAGAUCUUGGACUUGGUGCCGCUCUCUCUAACUUUGAUUAAGCAAGCAUGGAAGAAUGUGUUAACGACCUCAAAUCGAAGGUCUUUGAACUAAAUCUAAUUUACAUAGCAUUGAAAUGGAUUCUUCUUGGUCACUGGUGUCUUCGGUGGAGACCAAGUGAUCGAUUCUUUGAUUCUCUGGUUUCAAAGGAAGUCUAAAUUAUAGAUUGACUAAAGUUUUUUUUUUCCUUUAUAGAAUAUAAUUGUCUUUAAAAAUAUACAAUUCGAUGAUAUAGGAAAAAUUUUCUUUUUCUUUUUCUUUCUCUCUUUAUUUUCAUGUAAUUACUUUUAAAAUUCUACCUUGCUCAAAAUGCAUAGUAAGUUUUAUA